UUAUAAUUCUGGUUUGUUAAAAUCGAUUUGAUUUUUCGCGCAUAAAUUUAAUGAUAAUUUACGCGUGCGUCAAAUAAUAUAAAUAUAUAAAAGCAGCGUUUACAUGAUAUCGACACACAAGCAACCGAAGCAAGUUUGACAAGGUUUUGUUACUGUAUAGCCUAAAAUGGAGCAGAAAAAUCUAAGGAAGAAAAUUGUGUCAGAGGCGCGUUUCAAGUUUGCGUUGACAAGUCUGCAUAAAUAUGCGACGAUCAAGCCGAAGAAAUAUAUUGUUUUUAGUCCAUAUAACAUAUAUCACGGACUUUACUCUGCUUACCUGAUUUCCAGUGGUGAAAUGGAACAGCGUUUAAAAGAAAUUCUUUAUUUACCGGCGGAUGUCUCGAAAAAUGAGUUAAUGAAUAUCAUUAAUUUUAAUAACCCGGCGAAACGGCCUGAAAACUAUAUGGAUUCUACCUUUUAUAUGCCUUAUCAUUACGUAAUUAAAAAUCAAUGUAUAUUUUUAAACAAAAAACUUCCUGGAGACAUCAAAACGAAAGAAAAACUGUACAAUAUUGAAAUAAAAUCUAUAAUCAGCAAUAAUAUCCACGAUACAAAUAGAGAGCUCAAUGAAAUUUUGCAAUCUUUGAUAAAAGAUCACUUUCGCAAACCGGUGAACUUGAAAGUACAAACAGAAGAUAUGGAUAUUUUUUUGGCAAGCAUACAUAAUUUUAAAGGUCGAAAUCAAAUCGUUUCUCAAUCAACAAGUGGAUCGACUGAUGCACCAAGUCUAUCGACUCCUUCUUAUCUGAAGAUUAAAACAUUUUCCAGUGAUGAAUUGCAGGUGGACGUAAAGGAAUUAAUCAUCAAAGAACAUUUCACGUCGCUGUACAUGUUGAUACCCUUUUCAUCAAGCACAAACAAGAAAGUUAAAACUAAUACGAGCAGCACUAACCUUUCUAGCUUGAUUAAAAAAUUGUCAACUAGCGAGGGAAUGGAUAUACUACGGGAAUUAUUGUCUCGUGUAAGAACACUUGAACCACUGUCUUUCGCUACUCGAUCAACCUUCGAAAUCGAAAAUAAUUUGAAUAUGCGCCCUCUGUUGCGAAAAUUAGGCGUCGAACGAUUAUUGACGCCCGAGGCGAUUCCUUUGGACAACACCUUCGUGAAAAUCGAUCAAAGCGCGCACUUCGGCAAUGCCGUGCAUCGUGCUCGUGUCAAGGUCACGCAGAAGGACGUCAAGGCAGCUGCAGUAACCGUGAUUAGCGGACAGAAACUUUGUUCGAACGAUAUUAUAACCGACAUGGAUUUCAAGAAUCCAUUUCUUUGGUUUAUUUACGACAAAAUGAACGCAGAUAUUCUUUAUAUCGGCGUUUUUAAUGAAGUCCACAUGUCCGUAUCUGAAAGACAAUUGACAGGUACAAAUCAGACUCAUCAAACGAGUUGCUCGUUUUAA
Molecule: messenger RNA, 1432 nt
Organism: Nylanderia fulva
Lineage: Eukaryota; Metazoa; Arthropoda; Insecta; Hymenoptera; Formicidae
Product: serine protease inhibitor 88Ea-like
Molecular function (GO): serine-type endopeptidase inhibitor activity
Source: RefSeq, a predicted model, not a curated record